This is a messenger RNA of Miscanthus lutarioriparius, 540 nucleotides long. The record is from the annotation of a GenBank genome assembly. NCBI's taxonomy places the organism in Eukaryota, Viridiplantae, Streptophyta, Magnoliopsida, Poales, Poaceae.
AUGGAGAUCCUCGCCCGGCUGCCGGCCAAGUCCGUGGGCCGCUGCCACUGCUUGUCUCGCGCGUGGCGCGCCAUGCUCUCAUCGGACAACUUCGUGGGCCUGCACGUGCGGCUUGCCAGCAAGCUGGGACACCCACAGCUGCUCCUCUCCCCGGUAGGGUCCUCCUACGAUGGCUACAUAUAUUCAUGGCGGCCCAGUGGUAGUGGUGCGGUCGAGAAGCUCAUGCUCGAUGAUUUUGGGGGAGGGGAUACCGUGCCCCUCACCAAGCCCUACCGUGGCCUAGUUCUAAUCCGGGCCACUGACGGUGGUAGUUACUUCAUUUGUAACCCUUCCACGGUGAAGGAGAAGAACCCAGCUGUCUUCUUAAACGGGUAUCUGCACUUCGUAUGCUGUGACGGUGGCAUCACCAUCAUCAACAUCAGCGAUGAGACCUUCGCUUCGUUGCCUCCACCAUCUGGAUUAUUCGAGAAUGAGACAGCAGAACCCUUGCUGACUGAGCUGAACGGGUAUUUGUGUUUAUACUAUGGAGAUCGUCCAUAA